AUGGGGAACGGCCAAAUUAAUGCCCGUGCCUCCACUGAGGAGCACCUCAGGAAGUGGGAAGCCGCUCUGGCAGCACUUGAGAAGGUGUCAAAUUCAGGCCGCCGUGCAAUGGAAAGGGAUCGGGUUUACUACGGCGGUGCAGAAGACGCGCGCAGUGGAAAUGAAGAGGUAUUGGAGGGUUCAAUGCGCGGAGCGUGUCGGUCCUCGCAGGUUUCAUUCAGCACGACAGCUGGGGGCUCUGAGUCGUCGUGUACCGAGCACCAGCCCCCACGGCGACAGAACCAAACGCCCAACGAAAACAACGGGCGGUCGUGGGGAACGAACCAAUCAGGCAACACGAGUAACAUUAACAAUGCGGAGCAAUCGAGGACUGGAUCCCUUGUAGGUCAACACAGAAGCCGCCAACAGGUGGUAGAAAUUCGCAAAGCCCGUAUGGCAUUCUUCAAGAGUUACGAGGUGCAGCGGGAUUACGAGCAUAAGGCUAUUAUGGAAUGCGGCCACUUUGGUGCUGCUGCAGUUGCUCUUUCCUACCUUCUCGGAGGUGCGCGCGGCUGCAGGGAUCGCAAAAAGUGCGUUACCAUGGAAGAUAUAUUUUUUGCUGUCCACUUACCCCUCCACUACCUCCACAGCGGUGUCCAGACACUACAGGUCAUGAGCGACAUUCUCCGUGAGUUUAUUGAUGUUGACAAUCGCUUCAAGAACGAGUAUGGCCUUUCUGUUGUCCAUUUUGACAUCUCGCCCGUCGUUGGGCAGGUGGAACUUGGUCGCAACGAGGUGGGCGAUCGGCAGACGUGCAUGCAGUUGCACGAGUUCACAAAAGCCAUAGCCAACGACAGUGAAGAGCAGAUUCAAGCAGUACGCAUUGUAAAUUAUGAUCCAUACGUUCUCCAGCAGGAAACAUUCGUUGACAACUUUGUGGAUGGAGAUGACGACGUCUCCGCCCUCGCAGACUCUAUCCGUGUUGGAUUAAGGGAUCAGGAGAGGCAAUAUUCUAAAAAUAACAAUGGAGUGUACGCUGUUAUUGUGGAGGUGCGGUGUGUAGUGGAGCUGAUGGUUACCCUCGCAGAAGGUAUCGUUGAUGAUCAGUUGCACGUAAGGUUGUUUGAAGUUCCUGCCGCAGCCCUUUUCAAGGCGAUGACAGUACCGUUGGAGAAUGAACGAGCGCGUGGUUUCAUGCGUAUCUUUCGCAAGGAUAGCGUGCCGGUGAUGUCCCACGACGAAGUUCAAUCCAUGUUCUCGCCUGAACUGGCGGGAGGAAAUGUACUUGGCACGACAUCUAUGGGAACCCAUGCCUCUGCCAUCUCAGGCCACACCAGCCCUCACAUCAUCGCAGUUGCGUGGGCGAUGCACCUUCUCGGAGGUGACAGAGCAAGUGCGCACGGCCACGGUAAUGGGCUACCAGUUUCGGAUAUUGUCCGCACCAUGAAGUUUCCAGCAGAGGUGCUCAUCGACAGCACGCUGCCGUUGGGAGAGGUAUUCAAAUACGCGCGAGAGUACAUCCGCCUUACGGAGCGUAAUUACGAUGUCUCCAUUUACCCUAUUCUCACAAACACCUCUCGAGAAGACGCGGUGCCAACCAUCUCUGUGUUCGAGCUGGAGUCAAUUCUCACCGACGUAAAGAAUGCAAACAAGGAUCCUGACGCCCCGGAGCACGUCAUGGUGAUUAUGUAUAAUGCUAACGUUGCGCACAAUGUCCUGUACGUCAGCAAUACUCCCCAGUGGUGCGUGCUCUCCGGUUAUGAUGAGGAGUCACAGGUGGUGUCGCUUAUUGAUGCGCACCCGAAGAAGUUCAUGAAGCUCUGGACUUGUUCACUUGAACGCCUGCAUCGGGCUAUGACCUCAAACGGAUACCUUAUAUUCUCCAAGCGCACCGCAGCCAGCACACAUGUGGGAUUAAGUCAUGAUGAGACAUGGUGUGACUCGCUGCCUUUGGGACAUGAAUCGCAGGCUCCGCGGGUUGGGGCCUUGAGGCGCGUGGAUCCAACUGUGCAAAGAUACCUCGCUCUACUAAGGGACCAAGAUGCACUCGGUGUGACGAGAAGGGAGGUGAUGAGAACAUUGUGUUUUCCAUCAUUGCCAUUGAGCCCAACGAUGAUUGCGCUAACUUUAACGGAGUUGGGCUGUCCUACGACAUUUGAAGACGUUAUUGUUGCCCUACCCUUCGAAAUAUCGUCGUUGAUGCUGCGCUACUUCACGCUUGAAUCAAUGGCUGUUUGCCUCACGACGUACGUGGAGCAUGUCGGUCUUAAUGUAAGCGUAAAGGCCUAUCAUACUGACAGGCGAAACGGCAACAAAGCACGUGUAACCGUCGAGGAGUUUGAACAAAUCAUGGAGGAAUGCUUGGCGGACCGUGGCAAGGCCCUCGUCAUGUUGUUCAACACAAAUGAAAUUGAGGUGUUCGGUGACUCCCGUCCAUUUGGUUCCACAGGCCUAGUUGUUGGUUACAAUAAGGCAACCGGCGGCGUGACGGUGAUGGAUACGAAUCCCAACCGAUACUUCCGCACAUGGUCCGUGUGCCUCCACACUCUCUUCAGGGCCAUGCAUGAUGCGGACACCGUUCACCGCCGUUGUGGCUUCCUUAAAGUGUCACACUGCACGACUCUUCCGGCACCAUCGUUUCCACUUGAGUAUUCUCGAGAAACACCGUUGCGUAUGCUGCCUCUACGGAACAUUUUCCAUGUUAGCCCAUCGCCGCAUUUCCAGGCACUUUCGUGCGCCUUCACCCAGCUUGGAUUCUUCUACUCACCAGAGGAGAUAUUUUACGAGGCGUACCUUCAGACAAUGAACCGUCAACGUCGCCGGGGGACUCAGGCAUUUGCGUGGCGUGACGUGGAUGUAUCUCUUUCAGUGAUUAACAAGCAAAUCGAUACAGUAUUUCUCGCCCAGAUUUGCCGCAUGUUUCUGGAAUCUCGCAAUUCUACAAGGGGGUCAAGUGACAGUCAAAUCGAUGAACACAAUGAUGAAGAGUGGCUUGUGCAUGUGGAGGUCAUGGAGGAUGUGACGGAAGGGAAUAUCGAUUCGAUUCUUAGAGAUGCCACACGUCGGGAGAAUAAUAACACAGUUCUCCUCCUGAACUACGACACUGCCAUAGCGCAUGACGUGGUGGGUUUUGGCCGCAGUGCAGCACUGAUAAAGGCGUACAACCCCGAUACCAAGUCUGUAUUGCUGUGGGAGGCGGAGCACACUGUCUUUGGUAUGUUUUGGACUGUCGAUGUUCCUAAAUUUAUUGAAAUUGGUAACCUGAUGGAUAAGGGUCGCAGUCCUUACGGUCUUGUGAAAUUUGAGAAGGUAAAGCGGAAGUUGUCAGGGCGGCGAACACUCAUGAAACACCUCGAUGCUCAUGAGGGAGGCAGCCCGUCGAAGGGAUUUGAUGACGUGCCGUCGGGGCCCAUGGCGCUACGACGUAAUCGGGAGAUGAUGACGAGAUUCCUUUUUUCUCCUCAGGAGUCGCCGGAUAGAAGACGAUGA
Messenger RNA from Trypanosoma brucei brucei TREU927, 3468 nucleotides. RefSeq lists its product as hypothetical. The transcript has a single exon. NCBI's taxonomy places the organism in Eukaryota, Euglenozoa, Kinetoplastea, Trypanosomatida, Trypanosomatidae. Bases 1 to 3468 code for a protein of 1155 amino acids. The record is from RefSeq and is a predicted model, not a curated record.